AUGAGCUGGGCGGUGGAAGAGUGGAAGGAUGGACUUCCAGGGAAAGCCCUGCAGAAGAUCCAGGAGAUGGAGGUCCAGCUGGACAAACUGAAGAAGGAAAGGACCCAGAAACAGUUUCAGCUGGAUUCUUUAGAGGCCGCCCUGCAGAAACAGAAACAAAAGGUCAGUGUCCAGGUGGAUAAAUAUUUCACGAUGCAGUGAGUGAGGUUCAAGAAAACGGUCUAACAUCGCUGAGGUGAAAGACUGAUAUAGGUGUAAUAGUAUAAAUGUAUCUAUUAAUCUUUCAUGUCCAUCUUUCUUCAGGCCGACAAUGAGCGCUCUGAAACCUCUGCUUUGAAAAGAGAGAACCAGUCUUUAGUAGAGUCAUGUGACUCUCUAGAAAAAGCUCGUCAAAAGGCAUGUCAUGACCUCGGAGUCAAAGAGCAGCAGGUUAGUUUCUUCUUCUUCUUCAUCAGUGUGUCACAUAUUAUAGCUCUUUUUUUUACAAAAAACAACAUCAACUGGUUUUCAAUCAAGUAAUCUUAAAUCAAGAAAUAAAAGAUGUCAAUAUUCUACCACACAGAGCUUAUUUAACUGAAUCUACUCUUGACUGAAUCAUUUCUUAAAUGUAGGUGAACUUCCUAGAAGGUCAGCUAAACUCCUGCAGGAAGACUAUAGAGCAACUGGAGCAGGAGCUCAAGAAGUGAGUUCACUGUCUGUUGAUUUAUAUUUUGUUGGCAACUUUUGUUGUAAAUUGAUUUUCUUGCAGAAUCAACUUACCUCCAUAUUUUUGCAGAGGUCCAAUUAAUUAAAAAGAUUGAUUUUUAAUUUUGUCUUUGCUGGUUUUCUCUUGGUUUAGGUACAAAAAUGAACUUGAUCGUUCUCAGCCUGCUGGCCCCUCCUCCUUGUCGUCUUCUUCCGCGGAGCUUCAACCUUACACUACUCCACAGAAAAGUUUUGCCACCCCAGCUCCAGUCCCGGCUUACAGACAGCAGGGUAUUUCAGCUUUUUUAAGUCUCUGUGACUCAGUUCAUGUCAGUAGAUUUGAUCCCUUGUUUUGUUUUGUCACCUCUGUUUUUUGGGGUUAUGCUAUCUUAGGCGUUUGUUUCACCGUUGCUCCUCAUCUACUUUCAAAUUCUAAGAGAGCUAUCAGUAUGUAUCUGACUGACUCUGGGCAGCUUAUAGGAUCACUCUAACAUUAUAUUUAUGUGACUCAGACAAUAGACUAGAGGAGCUUCGGGAGAAAUACAGUCAUGAGGUGGAAGAAAGAAAAAGACUGGAGACUGAGCUCAAAGUCCUACAGGUCAAGGUGAGUGGAUUUCACAUGUUUAUUCUGCAGUGUUGUUGUUUUCUGGUUGCUCAUAUUAACUUUCCUUCUCUUUCAGAUGUUAAAUCAGUCCUCGGCAAGUGUUAGCCACAAGGAUAUUGCUGCCCGCCAAGCAGGAUCUUCCAUAUUCCCAUGGCAACAGCAGGAACAGGCCCACUGCCGCCUGUCCCAGGAUGCAACAGAAACUCCUUUGAAAAGGAGGGGGACUUCCCUGUGGGAUGCCCAUGAGGAGACACCCAUUAAAUCCAGCCAGAGGAUGAGCUGUUCCAUCACAAUGCAGAGUCCUGGUGGAUCCUCCCAACAGAUGGAGCAGCUGAGGACCCUCAACCAAGGUGAACUGUUUGUCAUAUGUAUACAGUAAUGGAGGGCGACUUAUUUUGCAUAAUGGAUACCUCCGAUACAUGUCAUGGCUCUCUUUGUGUUACGUAUCGAUCAUGGGCGGUAGCAGGGCUUUAGUUUCUUAUACUGUGUCUUCCUUAGAGCUGCGUAACCGUGUGACAGAGUUGGAGAGGAAUCUGUCCACUCAGGACAAGGAAAUUCGUAGCCAGGCCUCCAAGUUACAGGACCUCCAAACCCAGGUGAACCAGGCCCGUAAGGAGCUGAGUGAGCGGGACAGAGACCUGGCCAAGACCAGUCAUGAGCUGAGCCAGGCCACAGACAAACACCAACAGGCUGUUUCUAAGGUGGGCUCUCAGGGGUGGUAAACUGAGACUUUGUUUGUCUUUUUUUUCUGCUUGAUAUAUAUAUUAUUUUUUGUGCCCAUGAAUUUUUUUCUCAAAUAAAGAAAAAAAUCUAAUGACUGACAAAAGUUCUUCAUGUUCUCAGUGUUCAUCGAUCGAGCAGAAGCUGAAACAAGUCACAGAGGAGAUGAACUGUCAGAGACACAACGCUGAGAGCUGCAAACGAGCCUUGGAGCAGAAACUCAAAGACCAGGAGAGAGACAGUCAAAAGGUUCCAGGAGCUGUUUCUUUAACUUUAUACAUAUGUGCAUGUAUCAGUUUAUACACUCUGUCUGUCAAACUUAUGAACAAAAUGCAGUUUUUUCUCAUUUUAAUCAAGAAGUCUCUGUACCCUGUGUAGGAGCUGGCUCAGCUGCAGAGUUCUCACCAGGCUUUAGACCAGCAGCUAAAUCAGACCAGAACCAAGCUGACACAGGAGCUCCAGCAGGCUAAAAAAGAACAUAAUGUGCUGCAGGCAGACAUGGAGAAGGUAACUGUCUAUUUUCUGCUUUUACUCAGUGUACCUGAAGUUCUUUGCUCAUGUCAAUUUGAUUCAAUUUGCGAAGUGCUGCUAUGUUAUUUACUGUCCUUAAACUGCUGUUGAACACAUUAACACAUGAUCAGAUGACUAAUAUCUGAAGAUUAUCUAGUUCAGAUCAGAUAAAUCUUUAAAAGUUGUGCACUUUUUGAUGCCAUAGUCUUGUUUUCUUGUGCAGUACUACAUAAGAAACUUUCCCAACAAUUUGCCAACAAAAGUACAAGCCCUGACUGUUGUCAUGCAGAUCUGAUAAAUGAAGCUGUACACCACCUCUGUGUAAACAGUUUAAGAGCACCUGUACGUGGAAUUUGAUCUAAAGCUCUAAAUCUUUCUGUCUUUGUACAUACCUCUCUCCUCUCCUCUCCUCUCCUUAACUUCUCUCUCCUCCUGCUCUCCCAUAGAUGAGCUCUCAGAAGAGUCAGAUGGAGAGGACAGCGGAGGAGCAGAAACAGAAACUACUGAGAUCAGAGCAGAGUCUUCAGGCUACCCAGACCAAAGAGCAGGACCUCCGCAAAAAGAUGGAGGUGAGUUGAUUCUAACAGUUUACAAUAUUUAUUGCCAUCAAAAUAUCUCGAUUUUAUUCUUUUUUUUUUGUUUGUUUGUUUUUUUGUUUUUUUUUUGAAGGCAUGUCCUUUUUCAUUUUUUUUUACGCAGCUGCACUUUAUUUCUCUACAUGGUCCAUUUGUCUUUAAGAAAUAGUCUUCGUUGUCACUCAUGUCCAUAUCCUCUUCCCUCUAGGAGCUGCAGAAAGAGAAGAACAGUUUGACUGUCCAGUUAGACCAGAGCAGCAGGCGUCUGAGUCAGCUGGAGGACGAGAAGAAGAGCACAGACCAGAGCCUCAAACGCACUCAGGGGUUACUGGAUGACUUAAAAGGUAACAUUUCAAUUUAGAAGUUGGAUUGGUGAGAGAAUUAAGUGAGGUUAUUGAAUUUUUUACGAGUUAAUCUCUUUGCUUCUCAGCAAAAUCAGAAGGGCAGGCAGAGGAGGUGAAGAAACUGCAGAUUAAACUGGAGCAGCAGAGUCAGACUUCAGCCAGAGAGCUGGAAAACCUGAAGAAGACACUUUCUGACGCAGAGGCCAAAAAUGACAGGUAAAUAAGGCUUCAUUUAAAUUCACUCUGUCCUUUAUAUGUGAUAUAUUUUGACUAUCAUUAAUAAUCAUCCGUGUCACUGUAGAUCUCAGAAUGAAGUGCAGAAACAGAAGGAGGAGGCAGAGAGGCUCACCAACAGAUUGACUGUCCUCGAGAAGGAAACUCAAGAGCUGAAAUCUAAUCUUGCUGCGAGUCAAGAUGAGCGUCAGAACCUGAAACAAGAACAUCAAGCUCUGCUGGAGUGGAAGAGAGAAAAAGAGACACUGAUUAAUGAAACUGAGGCUGUACAGAAAGACCUCACUGACAAAAUUGGAAACUUGGAGAACAGCCUGACCUCACUGAACGAGGCUAACGAGGAACUGAAGGUAACAUUGAAAAUUUGUUGUUUUUUUAAGAUAUGCAGCACAAUUCAUCCAAAUUGAUAGAUCUAAGCACUGAUCUGAUACUCUGGUAUUUUAAAGCUACUGUGGGGCGUUUUCUGCCUCUUUAUAAAAUCUGAAAGAUAAUGAGAAAAUCAGGGAGAUAUUUCUAUGUGGUGACUUAUAAUGACUGAGAUGGCUGCAAGGGUAGGUAUCAAAUAAGGUGAUAAACAGAACAGUAUAAAAAUAUAUAUUUUUUUUACAGUUUCCACAGCAGAGAUCUUUAGUUAGUGAUAUGUUUGACAGCAGGAGUAGUCCUUAAUUAGAAAAGACUGCUUUCACAUGUACAGGACAAAAUCCUCAGAAAUAUGAGGGAUUGUUUCGACUAAUGAGGGCGCCAAAACCAGCCCAAACUGGGGGAUCCUAUCAAGAAUGAGACACAUGCUAAAAGAACUUGUUUGUUUGGCUCUAUAUCUUUGUUUACAGGGUAACUUAAGUGGAAUUAAAUAGUUUUCAAUGACAAAAGAGGCAAAGUUAAAGCCUCUGCAGCCUUAUCUGACAUCUUAAUCAAACAAUCUCCCUUUAUUUAGGAGAGAUUAAGUGGGAUGCCCAAAUUAAUCAAGUCUUGUUUACAUUUUAGAUACUAACUUUUCUCCCUGUCAUUUUUUAGUCCUAAAGUAUUUUUUUUUUGUUGACGAUUGCAGAAGCAGCUUGUGAGUAUAGAAGGAGACAAAGCCCGUCUGUCGGCUCACAUCGACUCUUUGAAGGGAGAACUCCUCAACAAGAGCACAGAGCUGGAGGAGAAGGAGCAUCAGUACCAGGAGCUCCAGGGUAAAUUCUCUGAAGCUGGACAGAAACACACCAAAGACCUGGAGAACGUUGCCACACAGGUGGCUCAGCUGGAAGCCCAGGUGAGUGAUUUUGUGUAUUUACUUUAUAUGUCUGGCUGAGCCGUUAGCCAUGAACCAAUAUCCAGUUAUUUAAUGUAUUGGCUGUGUGCUGCACCUUUCUUGUCUGAACAGGUCAAAGAUCUGGAGUUACGUUUGCAGAAGGAGAGGACUCGAGCCGAGCAGGCAGAACGAACCAAUACAGAGCUGCAGGAUGAGCACCAGGCAGCCUGUGACCUGGCCCGCUCCAAAGACCAGCUACUCGAGCUGGGCCAGGCAGAAAUCAACCAGCUGAGAGAGAGCCUGGCUCAAAGUACUGAACAGCAGGAGGAGAAAAAUGCAAGGUGAAGCUUUACCUGUUUUAUUAAGCUUGUAAAAACAAUUUCCAAAGGUAUGACAGCCCUGCAACUGAGUCUACCUUUUCAUUAGAUGUUGAUUCCAGCCUGCUUCUCCCUGCUGUAUGAGAUUUGGAGGUUUAAGGGGUUCAUGGAUACACACACAACAAAGAAAUCCUCCUCUUUUGAUGUUAUAAUAUCUCUCAGGUUGGCAGAAGAGAAAGCAGCUUUACUGAAGCAGUGCGAGGAAAGUGUUUCAGCCAAGACGGAGGAGUCCGAGCAGCUGAAGCUGAAGUUGGAGGAGGUUCAGCAAGAGCUACAGCUCACCAAAAAUCAGGUCUGUUUGUUCUUUAGAUAAUUCGAUGUUUAGUAUGUUUCAAAAUUCAUCAUUUCCUUUGGAAGUGAUUCAACUAUGUCCAUACUUUACGUUGUAUUAAGUGCUGCCUGAAACGAGUUUUCCUGCUUUCAUGCAUUGAACACAUAACCUCCUUUUAUGAAGAUAUCAUGUUUUAUGAUUGUGUUGAUAGCUAGCUAUAAAUUCCAGUGGCUAAUGAAGUGUAUUCCAGUGACAUUUGAUGAUAAUCGGCAUAUGUCUGAGCCAAUUAAAGCCGUAGCUGAGACUUUGCUGUCCAUGUUCCAGGUCAGUUCGAUGGAUCAGUUCCUGAAGGUCCAGGAGCAGCUUUUGGCUGAGCUGCAGAAAAAGAUCCAGACACUGACAGAAAAUGUUGAGGAACACAAGAAGAUGAAUGAGAACAAAUCUGAAGAGCUUCUACAGUUAGAGGAGGAGCUGAAAGAUCUGCAGAGCCAAUCAGAGGAGACGCAGCAGCAGCUUAAAGAGGCUGACGCUCAGAUUUUGUCUUUUGAGAAACUGAAGGCUGAGCUGGAAAACUCACUGCAGGAGACCAAGAGAGAGGCUGAGGUAUACUACUGCACAUGUUACCAUAUUUUCUCACAUUUACCAUUCACUGCACUUCUUAAAAAUCUCAACUUCAAUUUAUUACUUUUAAGAACAUCCAGCUGAGUCAGACUGAGAGGAUCGACAACCUGCUGGAGCAGAUAUCAUCGCUUGAAGAAGAAGUAUCUGUAAGCAAAGCUGCAGCUGAGAAGCUCCCAGUCUUAGAGAAUGACCUGAACGUGAUCCACAAGUUCUUCGCUGACCUGAAGAAACAGUACGAGUCUCUUGAAAGGGAUCACUUCUCUAUCGUUGAAGUCAAAUCCAACUUGGAGAAUACCCUGACAGAGAAAAACAACCUCAUCUCAAGUUUGGAGACAGAGGUCACAGAGCUCACAGAGAAGACGAAGAAAGAGUCUGAGAAUCACGCUUUGGAGAUCGCAAACGCUCUAAACAAAGAGAAAUGCCUGAAAGAGAAACUGGAAGCAACUAAAAAAUCUGUUGCUGCAGCCAAAACUGAGUCCAGUUCUCGUCGGGAGGAGAUCAGGACCAUGAAGGCGACUCUGUCUGCAGCUUCGACGGGUUUAGAAGAGAGGGAUAACACGAUCAAGAGUCUGAAAGAGAAGCUGAACAAAGCCGAGGCUGAGCAGAGCAAAACCUCUGAGCAGCUGAAGGAGAAGGUGGUCGCCAUGAACAAAAUCAAGGUUGGUUUCUCUUGAGUGCUUUCUUCGGUUUUGGGCUUUACUCGCCAACACUCUUUGGACACUGUUCUGAACUGACAGACUGACAUUUAAAAAAUGAUCCAUGUUUGUUUUUCACGUUAAGGUUCAGUUGGAGAUGCUGCAAAUGGACCUGGAGGACAAUGAGACGGUCAUGAACUCUUUUGACACUCAAGUAGAAGAGCUGAAGGGGACCAUACAGUCACUGGAGGCUCAGCUGACUCAAAACCAGAUCCAGAUGUCUGACAUGGAGGCUAAGCUAGAAGAAAGCAAAGCACAGGUAGACAAUGGUGUUCAUAAAAUAUCAUCCAUGUUAUUGUGAAGAUUCUUGUCCAUCAUUCUCCACCCAUAAAGCCACGCUUUUUAAAUUUAUCUAAUAAGUAUUAUCUCUAUUUUUCAAGGUGUCUGUCUUGGAAAUCCGGUUAGAUGAGGUCCAGUCUCAAAACUCAGUGCUGGAGAGUCAGUACGUCACAGCGAGGGAGGAGCUAAUGGAGAGAAGCUGUGAAAUAACUCGUCUGGAGGAGGAUGCUGUCAGGAAGAGCCAGCUGGAGGAGAGCAUCGCAACCCUAGAGUCUAAACUUUGCCAGGCUGAUGAAGAACGUGCAAAAUUAGAGACAGCUCUCAGGCAGAUCAUUGAGGACAAAGACAACAAUCUUAGCCAGUUACUACAAGAGAAAAACACGCUUGAGUUCAGUGUGAAAGAGUUAACAGAAGACAGAGAGAGAGUAGAAAUGGAGGCUGUUCAAGUUAAUGCAGAGAAGAAACAGCUACAGGCCAGUCUAGAGGAGCUGACUGAGCAGAACAAACAGCUUCAGAGCCACAUUAAGGAGUCCGCUGAAGAGAUACUCAAAGCAGAGGAGAAGCUCAGUGAGGAAAAAGCUCAGCUACACACGACCAUUAACUCAAUAAAUGAGGAAAAAAUCCAACUUGAGGCAAAGCUGAGAGAAAUAACAGCUGAGAGAAAUAACAUGAAGGGUGUCGCUGAUGAAAAGCUUGAGCUGGAAGUCAGCUUCAAUCAGCUGACUGGGGAGAACCAACAUCUACAAUCCAGUCUGAAUCAAGUUGUUGGAGAGAAGCUGCAGUUACAAGAAAGCCUGGAGAGGUUUGGAGAUGAGGUGGCGUCUCUCAGAGAGGAGAAUGAACGCAUCCAGCGCUCCCUCCUGUCCUCAGAGCAGGAGCAGCGGAGACUGGAAGAGCAGCUGGAGAUGAGAGACAAGAGGACUGAGGAGGAGGACAGGGAGAGGUAAUGUUCAUCUUUGUCGGCCUCAGUUUGAGUCCUUUUUCUAUGUUUGAUUUGUGUGUUCAUACUGACUGAAAAGAUAAUGACAUGACUUGCAAUUUGUAUUACAGGGAGCAACAGUUUGAGGCUGAGCAGGCAGCACUGCAUCAGAAGUUGGGGGCCUUGCAGAAAGCCCUGCUGGACUUUAAGCAGAAGUACGACUCACUGCUGGAGCAAGUAGACCAACAACACAGCCUGAUACUGCUGGCAUCAGAACUGCAGGGGACUCAGAACCAGGGGGAGAAACCCAUCCACGUGGAGUCUGAGGAGACGGAAACUGGAGGCGAGUGUUAAAAACAAAAUCUAGACUCAGCGUUUCCAUGUGACAACGCUGCUGCUUGAGAUAAAAUAUUGAACCCUCUUCACUUUUUUUCAGGAGAAGCAGCAGCGAACAUUGAUCAAGAGCUGCCCAGUACACAUGUCAGUACCACAACUGAGACCCCUGUGCUGUUGGAAGUGACUGAACUUUCAAACCAGUCAGAGGAGGCUUUAAGGUACAAACACACAGACAAGUGUGAAGCUUUUUGUGUCUUUGUGUGUUUGGUUACAUGCUCAAUAAAUCCUUAUCAUCCUUAGCCCUUGUAGGGAGGCAGAGCUGGUCUUCAUGGAGGACAUCGUUGACAAAGAGUCAACAGAGGAACAUCUGGAUGAGGACAUGACGCCAUGUGUGGCCAAUGAACAGGAAAUGAGGGAUGAAAAAGAGCAGCAUCAACAGGAACCUUCAGAGCAGGUAGAAAUCAGAUCUGUGCAGAUGUAACUUUUAAUUGGAAAAUACUUGAGCAAUUUUUGAUACUUUUUAUUCCAGGAAUGUGCAAGUUGUGGCUGAUAUUUCUGAAUAUGCAGGGUUCCUACGCAAGUAUGGAAAGUAUGGAAGUAGUUUUAUCAAUUUCCAGGUCUUAAAAAGUAUGGUAAAUGAAAAAUAAAGUAUAGGGAAAUAUUUAGGUUUUCAGACAGUUACCAAAGUAAAAAAAAUACUGUUUUCUAAAAUAUAAAAGUAGGUAUUUCCUAAAAUAAUUCUAAAAAGGAGGGUCUGGAAAAGUAUGGAAAUUCCAACUGUGUAGGAACCCUGAAUAUGCAUCAUUCAAUGAUUUCAGAUGUUUUGUGAUAAGUUUGUUUUAGAGGUUAAAGUUAAUUGUAAGCAUGUAUCUAAUAUUAUUAUUCUUUUCUUUUCCAGGUUCCUGAAGACAGCAGCAGUCACAGGGUUGCCGCUGAAAAUAACCUUGAGGUCUGUGAGCUUUCUCAGCCUUCUACAGUCAGUGAAAUUGAGAAGUUAGAAUCCUCAGGUGAGUAAUCAAAGGGGUUUUUAUGGCCUCCUUUUUACCUUCAACUAAGCUGCAAGUUUAAGCCUGUAAUGUCUGCAUAUUUUGCAAAAAUAUUUAGUGCUUUAUUUAGUAUAAUGAUUGAAGGAUUUUAUUCAUCAGACUAAAAUUUCAAGAUGUGAGAAAUGAAGCAGCAGGCUUCUGCCUCAGCCAAAAUAAACAAAACAUCCCAUCACAGACCUCCUUGGACUUAAAAUGUGACUCUGAUCCUGGCUUUGAACUGUUUCUUGAAAUCCUAUCAGCAAUGUCUCUCUAACCUUGUUUUCAAUCAACAGAGCCAUCACUGGAGCAAGAUGACUCCAACCACUUCAAGGAUGAACUCACGAAACGAGAAGAUGAACUCGAGUCUUUGCGCUCAGAAUUUGACCAACUAAAAUCUGACCUCGCUCUGAGGGUGGAGUUCAACUCAGAGCUGAAAGUCCAAGUUCAGAACUUAGAAAAGAAAGUUCAUGCAGCAGAGGAGGAGGCACAGAGUGCAGCACAGAAGCUGAAAACCGCUCUGGAGGAGAAGAAAGGCAUCUCUGACCAGGUAGAGAAAAGACACAGCAUGAUGAUCGAGGCUCCUCCAGUCGUGAAUGCUGCAUCAUGCUGCUACUUAACCUGGACUGUUUGCUUGUUCUCAGUUGGCCCGGCUGUCAGAAGAGAGGGAGACGCUUACUCUGCAGCUGCAAACUGCUAAAUGUCAGCUGACAGAUGUGAUGGAGAUGUUGGAAGGACUGGAGAUGGCCAAAGGUAAAUAUCUGAAUGCAUAAGAGAUUAACAGGAGCACAGUAUAUUUAGUGGAAGUUCACAUGCUUUCAGGUUGGUUCUGUUGUCCAACGACACUGAUUGGAUAUUUCCUUUGUUUCUGAAGGUGGCUGGGAUGAAAAGUUCCUCCAGCAGGAGAGUGAACUGAAGAGGGUCCGCUCUGAGAAAGCUAACUUAGAGCAGCACAUCCUAGGCAUGGAGAGUGAACUGGAGACCCUGCAGGAGGACAGGACUAAACUGAAGGAUGAGAUUGAGACCCAGAAGAGGACAUGUUCAGGCAUGGAGCAGCAGGUGGAGACACUUAUGACUGAGGUGAGCAGUGAGAUGGUUUUAAGCUUGUAUUAGAUUGAUCAUCUGAAAUAAAGUGCUUCUUUUCUGUGCUUCCCAAUUAGUGCACUUGCUCAACAGUCCGUGUUGUGUAACAGCUGUACAUGUCACUGUUUCUCCAGACGACCCAGCUGAGGUCUGAACUGGUGUCCUGCACUGAGGAGCGAGAUGACCUGAACCAAUCUUUGGGCCAGUGGAAAGAAAAAGCCCACGGUCUGGAGAGGACCAACUGUGACACCAGAAACCUGAUUUCUAUCCUGGAGGAUGACAUCAGAGCCGGAGGGAAGGAGUAUGAAGCUCUGAAGAGCAGCAUGGAGAAACUAAACACAGAGAGGCAACAGGUGUGUGGAUAAAACUGAGAGGACAGGUCUAAUGGGUUUUAAAAGAGCUUUCAGAGCUAGCAAGAAAUGUGCACAGUUUUGCUCUUAAAGGGAUAUUCAGGCAUAAAAUUAAUUUAGGGUCAAACACACUGUAACACCGAGUUAGACACCCUGUCAAGAGAUGAAUGUUGUCAGCUGCUUGUUUCUCUAGUUAUACCAACUUUAAUAACGACCGCACGAUAGCAAUACACAGCGGUCUACGGCUCCACACACAAACCUCAAUCAAAACACCGCUCUAUAGCCACAAAUAAUGCUCAGAACAGCACCUAACUUCAACAACAGUACAUAUAGGGUCCUAGCCAUAGUACUAGCCACUAGGGCUGAAACGAUUACUCGAGUAACUCGAGUAACUCGAUUAAUAAAAUUCCUCGAGGCAAAUUAUAUGCCUCGAGGAAUCGUUUAAAUCCGGAACCAUGUGCAGCGCACGGUGUUUGACACGGACGGUUAUUUCUGUUGCGCAGCAGCGUGCUCUUUCCGCUCCUUCCGCUGACGCGCAUGUGGUUAAAUCAUGGAGGGAAACGAGGACAGACAGAGAGAGGAAGACAGAGGUGGCACGCAGAAGAAAAGGCAGAAAAUGUCUAAAGUGUGGGACCAUUACACAUUGAGAAGAAAAGAAAACGCCGUGCAGUGCGUUCACUGCAAGGCGGAGUUGGCUUUUCACAAUAGCACUUCGUCAAUGCUGCAGCACCUCAAGAGAAAACACCCGGCGGUCCAUGCAUUAAGUCCGCAGAGCGGACUGGCCACAACAAGGUAAUGUUCACGAUACUAAGCAGUUGCAGUUAAAACAAAUCAAUGUGAUCAAUAAUCAAGAUUAAGUCCAGUACAUAAUGUAAUUUAAUUUAUGGCGCUGUCUAAAGGCUGCUUCACAGUGUAAAUAAAAAUGUAACACUUUUAUAUAUUGAAUAAAUAUACAUUUGCUUGUCAAAUUAUGUUAGUAUCCAAGAAUUAUAUUAUUUCAGCCUAUUAAUUAAACAAGUAAAAUUAGAUCCAAAGCCUGGAAAUAAACAUUAUGACAGCAGUAAAGGCAUAAAUACAGUAAAGAGAGAUAACUAUGAAUACAAAUACUACUACUUCUACUACUACUAUUAAUAAUAAUAAUAAUAAUAAUAAUAAUAAUAAUAUAAAAAUAACCAAAACUAAAGGCUUGCUAAAAAAAAAACUAGAUAUGACUCUGAUAAAAAGAGAACUGCAAGAACAAUAUAAACAGAACUAACUAAAAGUUAAAAAAAUAUUUCCACCAUCAAAUAAAUGUGCAUGGGCUAGUUGAAUUGUCUUAGUAUAUAAAAGUGUAUAUAUAUUUUUUAGAAAUUAAACAAGAUGAAUUAGAUCUGCAGUAUGGAAAUUAGCGUUUUCUUAGCAGCAAAGGCUGUGAAUAGACAUAAGAAUGAACUCAAUUAAUAUGAAUACAAUUAAUACAAAAAUAACCAAACUAAAAAAAACUUACUAAAAAGCAAGAUAUGGCCCAGAGAAAACAAAGAGAACUUAAGAAACAAUAUAAAUAGAACAAACUUAUAAAGUUCAAAACUAUUUACACUAUUGGAUUAAUGUGCAUUAACUAGCUGACUUAUUGUAGUAUCUGAGUAUGAUAUUAUUUUUUUUAGUAAUUUCGCAAGAUAAGUAAAAGCCAAAUAAAAUAACCAAACUCAAAACUUUACUAAAAAAACAAGAUAAUGAUCCAGAGAAAAAAUAGAACUUCAUAAACAAUAUAAACAGAACAAACUAAAAAAAAGUUAUAAAAUGUUUACACCAUUAGACAUAUGUUAAUAUCAAUAUCAAUUGGACUCUUUUUCAGUUCUUCAAAGAGCCAAACUCUGGACAGCUUUGUGCGGCGACCUCCACCGUGUUCAACCGAGCAAGCAGCUGAGUUCACCGACAGUAUUCUAAAUAUGAUUGUCUCAGACAUGCGCCCGCUUUCCAUGGUGGAGGAUGAGGGAUUUCAGAAGAUGAUUUCUACUUUCAAUCCCAAGUACACACUUCCCUCAAGAACCUACUUUACAAAAUUGAUGGAGAAGAAGUAUGAAGAAAUCAAAGCCAAGUUGACGAACAUUCUUAAAAAGUGUGACAGCAUUGCUCUCACAGCUGACAUUUGGACCAGUGUUGCUACAGAGGCUUAUCUAGGGGUGACGGGUCACUUUCUUGGAGAGGAUUGGGAAGUGAAGUCCCAUAGCCUGACAACAAUGCAUCUGGAAGAGAGACACACAGCUGCAAAUAUUGCAGAGUGGCUUGAGGACGUCAUUGCCAAAUUUGACAUUCCACCGAAGAAGAUCAAAGCUGUUGUCCAUGACAACGGUGCCAACAUUGUCGCAGCGGUUAAGAUUUUGACCGAAAAGCAUGGAUGGGCAUCAGUGCGAUGUGCAGGUCACACUAUAAACUUGGUGGUGCAAAGUGCUCUGAAAAACAAUCCAGCAAUCUCCAAGUGCGUAGCUGCAGCAAGAUCGCUUGUUGAACAUUUUAAGAAGAGCGAACUGGCAUGCACUAAGCUGAAGAACAAGCAGCAGCAAAUGGGCACACCAGAGCACAUGCUGGUUCAAGAUGUAAGUACUCGCUGGAACAGUACUUUUUACAUGCUGUCUAGGCUGCUGGAGCAGAGAUGGCCAGUGACUGCUGCUUUGUCCGAUCCUGCAGUGACACCAAGAGGUAAACACUACCUUGAUCUCAAGCCUGAACAGUGGAACAUGAUUGAGGAGCUGAGCCAGGCUCUCAAGCCAUUUGAAACAGCUUCAGUGUUUCUCAGUGGGCAAGAGUAUGUAACCCUCUCUGCACUUCCACAGCUAGUGCUAAGCCUGAAGAAGUCGAUUCAAAGUUUAGCUUUUGAGACGUCAGUAGUCCAGUCUUACCAGACCCAUGCAACAGAACAGAUCACAGAAAGAUGGCAGGGGCUGUCUGUGUUUCAGCCUGAAUCUCCAAACACUGUCCUCCUCGCUGCUGCCCUGGAUCCAAGGUUUAGGAGACUUAAGUUCCUAGCCUCCGACGAAAUAUUCAAAGUUCAAAGCACAGUACAAAACAUGGCAACUGCUAUCAGCAGAGAAGCAGGACAGACAAAUGCAAGUGAAAAUGAUGCCCUCAACACAGCACAGGACAACCUGGAAACAUAUCCCAAAGGUGGUGCAUCAUUCAUUGAACACUUACUGGGAUCAUCAGACUCCAGCACCAGUGAUGAGGAAGAGGAGGAGCAGAAGUUAACCCAAAAUGUGCAGAAGGAAGUCUUGAUGUACUUUGGAGAACAUCCCCUUUCCAGGAAAGAGAAUCCGCUGUUGUGGUGGAAAAGAAAUGAAGUACGCUAUCCACUUCUGUCAAAGCUGGCAAAGACCUUUCUGUGUAUCCCGGCAACAUCUACACCAUCAGAGCGUCUGUUUUCAGCAGCAGGAAACAUUGCAUCAAAGCGCAGGGCAAGCCUCAGUUCUGAGCAUGUUGACAUGCUUACUUUUCUUCAUUUCAACCACAGACUUCUUUAAAAACUUGGGAAAACACAUGCAAUCUUAUUCAUUUGCUUAAUGACCAAGGAGCCUUCUAGGAGGGCAGUAAGGACUUAUGUUACGCCCGAGACUUGCACAGCUUAAAGCAGUUCUUGUUCCUGUGCCUUUGUUUUAGGUUGCAUUUAUACCUUUAUUGAAAAAGGUCAUUUAAAAUGUUUUUUUGCAAGUCAAAGUUUUCUCCUUUUAAAACCAAUAAGUGUGUAACACUUGAAUGCACUAAAUGUGUUUUGUUAUAUAGACAACAUGCCUUUGAAUUUCAAAGUUGUUAUUCUUCUGUAAAAGCUAGAAUGUAAAAUGCCAGUGGCACUUACUGCACUUUUAUUUUAUUUGAGAUUUAUUUUAUGUUUAAUAAGGGUGUGAAAUACUAUCUAUUUGCUAUCAAUAUAGGGUGAUAUCAGCCUAAAAGGUUGAGCAUCUGUUUUUGGCCUAUAUUUAAACUUUUGCAGAUAUAUAUUUUUCAGAUAUAUACAGCAGAUUUAUCUGCUAUAUAUCAGUUGGAAUAUGGGCAAAUUACACAAAUGUUCAAUAUUGAUGCACCUUCUCAUCACUGCAUGGGUACAUUUAAAAACAGCGUUUCAUUUUUCAACCGUUAAAUGCUGUUUUUCUUGUUUUUACAUCUGUUCCUGACAAAAAUAUACUGUAACACAAUUUUUCAAUGAUGCCAAUUCAGUUAGGACUAAGCUAGGCUUGUAUCCUGUUUUUUUUGAGUGUUACAGAUGGAUCAUUUUAUUUGUUGUGACUAUGCAGUAAAAAUAUUCAUUUGAAAGACCUGGCCUAUUUCAGUUUUGUGUGUUACUGAUGGUUUUUAAUGAGGCAAACGUGAUUCAAUGCAAAGUAUUACAGUGAGAGCAAAACAUUUCUUAUCCGAUUACUCGAUUAAUCGACAGAUUAAUCGAUAGAGUACUCGAUUACUAAAAUAAUCGAUAGCUGCAGCCCUACUAGCCACCAAACAUCUUUUUAACUUUGCCUGAUUUCUUUAGCAAAGAGACUAAACACAACUCACCUACUCUCUUCCAGCAGCCACUUGUUUGUAGCGAGACCUCGGACGAGUCCAAACUGACUACAGCGGGGUGACGCAGCUCAAAGAAAAACAUUCAUGAUAAUUUCUUUAUCUUUUCCUUCAAGUAAUUAUCACCAUAUUAAACAUUUUGCACUGCAGACACAGUAGUACUUCUGCCUUAGCGUCUCAGUCUGAUUGCAUUUCCAUGAAGAAAUGAUCAUAAAUAUUCCUCCUUGAGCUGCGUCACCCCGUUGCAGUUGGUGAUGGACAAGUUCAAGCUCUCCCUACAAACAAGCGGCUGCUGGAAGAGAGUGGGUAACGUACUGACAAAGGAAAAGAAGCAUAACUCUUACCCUCUCUUCCUUCAUUAAAGCUGGUAGCGCAGAUUAAGACCCUGGAGCAGGCGAUUUCUCAGCAGAGUGGAGAAAGAGAGGAGCUAAUGGGGCAGAUCGACAGAAUCAAAGAAGACCACACCUCAGCCAAUCAGAACACAGAAUCCAUGGUGGGAAAGAUACAGGUACGAAAGGGUUUCUCAAAAGGGUCUGUUUCUUUGAACACGCAUGCUCUAAACUGUGAAAACACCAGACAAACUUUAGUCUUUCAAAAAGCAUUCAGCAAACUUUGACUGUAAAAACGGAAAAUUCCACCUUUGAUUGAAAAUGUUACAGACCUUGUGAUCCUGUCAUAAAGCAUUCAUGAGGGACAUUAAGUUUUUGACUCUCCUCCUCUUUCAUUCAUCCUCAAGGCUUUAGAGGGAGAAGUGUGUCUCCUUUCACAGUCUCUGGAGUCCUCUCUGCUUGAAAAGGGAGAGAUUGCCUCCCGUCUGAACUCCACCCAGGACGAGGUCCGGCAAAUGAGGACCGGUAUUGAAAAGCUUCAGGUUCGCAUUGAGUCGGACGAGAGGAAGAAAAAGAAGAUGGGGGAGCUGCUCAAAGGUGACUCUUUGACAGCCUCUAAAAUGGCAUAACCUCUCCGUGUUUGAGAGUUCUACCUUCUUGAUGUUUGAUAGUUGAUGUGGGCUUAAAUGUGACUCUUUCACCUUUUGUAGCCGCACAGAGGAAGUCUGACUCACUGCAGGAUCGUAUUGAUGCCCUGGAGCGAGAGAAGGAAGACGCAGAGCUCAGUCUGGAGGAUGCUUUGCUUCAGGUUUAGAUGCAUGGAUAUUACUUUUUCACAUCAGCGAAACUGUUUUGCAAAGGUCAACAUCUCUCACAUUGUAUUAAAAAAAUCUGAUGUGCUCUUGCAGGCUGAAUCAGCUAAAGCUCAGCUGGAGGAAGAAAGAACAAUGGUAUGUUCGCCUCUUUGGCCUUUUCGUGCGUGUCUAAUCAUUUUAACUUAAUGGCUUCGUAGAAAACCUUCACUGCUGUUCAUCCUAGCGAUACAUUAACCUGCUUUCUUUUAUCCCUCCUCCUCUUAUUCGUGGUUUCUUCCUCCUCUUCUUGCUCACAACCUCCUGACUCUCAGGUGGAGGAGCAGAAGAGAGACCUCGCUGGAAAGCUGCUGGAGCUCUCUGCCACGUUGGACAGCCUCAGAUCUGAGAAAGAGCGCAUGGAGAGAGAGCUUGAAAUGAAAAACAAAGAGACAGACGAACUAAAAGCUGCAAAGGAGGAGCUGGAGAGAGGGCUGGAAAAGGCAGCGGUGGACAGAAGAGAAGAGGAGGAAAAACAGAGAAACAAGGUGGAAGAGGUGGAGAAAGGAAUGAGGGAGGAAACGGAGAGGAAGACUCAACAGGUGCAUGACCUCCUGGCACAACUGGAGGCCUCUCAGCAAAGAGAGAUCUCUCUUGAACAGAACAGAGUGGAAACUGAAGGAGAAAAAGAGAGGAUCCAGGCUCUUCUGCUGGAGAUGGAGAAAGAGAAAUCAUGUUUGAAGUCUUCCCUGGAGGAGUGGCAGAGGAAAGGAGAGAGGUUGCUUUCUCAGGAAGAGGGGUGGGAGAAAGAGAAGAACAGCCUGAGGAGCUGUUUAGAGGCUCUGGAGGGAGAAAUUCAGGAGCUUAAAUCAGUCCUAAAGACGAGAGAGGAGGAAAAAGAAGUGUUAGAAAAGGAGAGAGAGAAGGAGGCAGAGCAGAGAGAUACUUCUGUGAAAGAACAGAUAGAAGAAAGAAUCCGUCAGCUAGCGGAGGAAAAAGAGAAACUGCUCUCAACCCUGAUCUCAGUGGAACAAGAAAGAGAUAACCUGCACUCUGCCGUGGCAGCAGCAGAGGAUGAGAAGAAAAGACUGGAGCAAGAGCGGGAGGUCUUAACUGAGGAGAAAGAGAGGCUUCAAUCCUGCCUCUCCACAGCAGAAAAGGAGAAACUUGACAUGCAACAAACCGUCUCUAGUUUAAAGCAGGAGAAAGAGACAACGGAGGAGGACAAACAGAAACUGGAGGCAGAAAGGGAAGAAUUGCAGUCUUCUCUUUCUUUGAUUGAAGCAGAGCGACAGCAGCUGUCUUCAUCUCUUUCUUCAGCCAAAGAGGAGCAGCAAAGAGCUGAGGAGGAGAAGAGGAAACUCUCAGAAGAACAAGAGCAACUUCAGUCCACAAUCAGUUCUUUGGAGAAGGAGCUGGAAACACACAAGCUGUCGGUGUCACAGCUCAGUGAGCAGGUACAAACAAAUUUAGUGACUUUCAAUCUAAUGAAGACUUCAAAAAAGACCCAAGACUUAACUUCCAUCAUGUCUGUUUGGGAGACAGAGUAGUUUUGCAUGAUUUUCAGUUAAAAAAACAACAACAACAAAAACUUGUUUAUCUAAUAUAAACAGUAAAAACCUUUAUUUCAGCCUCUGUCUGAUUAACUUAGUUUUGUUUGCUUUUCCACUGAUAUAAAAUCAGACACAGUUUUUGGAUGUUAUUUUUUUUAGCUUUGUAGUUACUAAACAACCCCAGAGCCUUUUUAGAAAUCAUCUGAGACUAGCUGUUAGCUCCUCAUUUUAACUAUUAGCAGUGUGCUGUUGCUGUUUCCCCAGCUGUUCUAAUGUUUCUUGUGGUUAUGAGCCUUCAUGGCUGUCUUAAUAGAUGAACAGCCCCAGGUUUCAGUAACAGUUGAGACUAAAAUCCAGCUCAGAUUGGCCUUUGUCUACCGAGGAGGAGUCAUCAGUGAAUUAGCGAGCACCAACAGCUCCAUCCCAAAACAUCAAAAUAUUCCUGGUGCUUUCGUCUUUAAGAGAAGAAAAUAUCUUAGAAACUUUGAAGUCUUUAAAGACACUGACAUACAAGCAACUUGGAUUUGUCCUUUAGCAUUGUCCUGAUGUGAUGUUGUGGCCAUGUCUCGAAACCAUUCGGUCAGGCAGCUUGAAAAAAACAAAUGAGGAUUAUGCCGCCGUCCGUGUAUUUUGUUAUGAAACAUAUGUAUUUAUAACGGCACAGAUCAGUUUAAUUUAGCUAUAUUAGAGUUAAUCUGUCACGUACAAACAUACUUUAAAAAAAAUAAAUAAUGAUUUCAAACUACUCAUUCCGUGUGGAAAAAUACAGAUUUUUAGAUCGUUGAUCUUUCUUUCCCCUCAUGACUUUAUCUCGCUCUCUGUCCUCUCCGCAGACAUCAGAACUCACAUCACGUGUUGCUCGUCUGACUAAAGAGAGAGACUCAGCCCUGAGCAAGAUGAACCUUUGGAUGAAGACCUGCAAACAGCUGCAGCAGGAGAAGGAAGAGAUGAUAGGAAUCUCAGGUAUGAAAAAAACACAUCUCUGCAAAUGUUACAAUGCCGAUAAAGUCAUUUGAGUUAGUCAGUAUUUUAGAUAAAAGGGGGAAGCCAACACUGUGAGGGGCCAGAGAUCAUUUUGUUUUUGUUUUUGUUGGAUUUAUCUGUGUUGCCUCCGAUUAUUUGAAAAUGCAGCAUGUUUUAAAGACUGAGGAGACACACAUGUUUACUUUGCCUGUUGUUUGACAUUUAAAGGGAAAUGUUCUUGUCAACCUUUAUCACAAAUACUGACAUGAUCUACAUUGUGCUUUAAAAACAUUUCAUCAAGUAUGCAGCAAAAUAAUUUUGUCAACAUUCAUUUUUUAGAUGACUGUAAGAGCAGUCAAGAUGUGCACUCUGAGGUGAACAAGCUGAAGAUGGAGGCAGAAGAAAACAAGAAGGAGCUGGAGGAAUUCAAGGUCGUCCUCGGAGAAAAGGUGAAGGAAAUAGAGGAGAAGAACAGAGAGCUGGAGGAGAUGAAGAGCGAGCUGGAUGAAUUGAACACACUCGUGGAGGAGAAGAGCAGGGAGGCAGAUGAGAGUGUGGACAAAUACUGCAACCUGAUGAUUCAAGUCCACAAACUGGAAGAGUCCAAUGAUGCACUGACAACACGGCUGGAGCAGCUCACUGCUGGCAAACAUGCAAACGAAGCGAGCGCCAACUCCAGCAGCACUGACGGUACUCGCCGCAGACGCUCGGCGAGAAAGUCUGCCUCUAAACCUCAGGAAGAAAAACUGGAAGACAACACAGAGAACGUGGCUCCAACAACUCCUCAGAGGUCUCCUCAGGGGGCGGGGAAACGAGGUCACCAUGACGUCAGCAAUAAAGACAGCGCACAAGAGGCUCUGCACAACCUGACCAAGAAGAUCAAAGCCAACGCAGUGACAACACCGAAACCCAAACCCGGGACUGAGCAGGAGGAUGAGGAAUUCAGACCGGAGGGACUUCCUGAGCUGGUGCAGAGAGGUACGCACACCUGAAGUCUGUUUUUGUGUGGACAGAAUCUAGUGUGAGUUCUAGGUGGGAAAAAAGAGUUAAGCUUGUAACUUACGAACCCAAGUUUUUGUUGAUCCAUUUUAACAAACACCGAUAAACCCAAAGAUUUCAUCAUAUGUAAAAUUCCUGGCUGAAAUGAUAGUUUGCAGAGCAACUUGCUACAUUUUCUUCAUAUGGAUUAUGCUUUAUUGUGGUCUUUGCUGUGCUCCCUCAGGGUUCGCUGAUAUUCCUCUGGGAGAGGCAAGUCCUUUCAUCAUGAGGAGGACCACUGUGAGGCGCUGCAGUCCUCGACUGGCAGCCAAACAGCCUGGUUCGACGUCUGCACCUGACGGCAAGGUGAGCAGCUGCAUCUAUCUUUUUCUCUGUCAUCCACACAAAAACAUAGGCUCGUGCAUCGCUGCAUUAGUUACCUCUGGAUUUCCCAAGUAAAGAUGAGCUCUUCAAAACUGUGAGAUCUGUCCCUGUAACUCUGAGCAAUAAAGUCUGAUUUCAAGUGUGUGACAAUAAAGGAGAACAGAGGGGAAAAGAUGCCAAUGUAAGCAGCCAGUGGAGUGCGUGUGUUAGUGUGUGCGUGUGUGUGUUCCUGGCUGUCAAGUAAAAAAGAAAAAAACAAGCUCCUCAGCUAUUUCCCUUUGUCCAGUCUUUUCUUCUCAGUCGGUCUACUGUUUCUUUUGUUUGUCUGAUAGGACUUUCACAGCUGCUUGUUUUUAAGAAAUCUGACCCCUUACAGACACAGCAAGGGGUAAAAAUUAAAGCUGGCUUUCAUAUUUCCCCAAGCUUUUAUGUACAACAUACAAAAGGAUGAAACAGAGAUGUGAUGUUCUCUGCAUUUACAGAGAACUGCUCCAAAAAGAUGAAUCAACAGCAGAGAUAUUAUCUCCCUUUCAGGAGCGUCCAGACCUGAUUGUCUCUAACACAGCUUAUAUUAUACACAGGCAUAGUCAUGGCGAGGUCACCCGUUGGUUUCUGAAAAGGAGUUAUGAGGUUCAUUAUUAGUAGUUCAUGAGGCCAAUAACUGAUAUUCAGGACCUGUAUGUAUUAACUGUAAGAGUCACAGUCUUCCUGUCAAAGUGUAGAAUUUGGAAAAUAAACAGCAACUCAGAACUUGGUUUAAACACAUUCAGCAAAUGUUUGAUUAAAACUUGAACAUCACACACAGGAGUUCAUUAAUCUCAGUGAGGUUACUCUUUAGUUUCUGAAGUUACUACAGUUUAUACAGUGUGCACUGCAAAGGAUCAAGCUGCUCAGACCAAAACUGAUUUGAACCACGCUGUCAACACAUUUAGUUCAUUUUUAAAGGAAGGUUGAAGAUCUACCUUUUUAAUCAGGCUUUUAACUAGUAUUUUAAAUUCUUCUUAUGUUCUUAUGUGGUUUCUAUUUUAUUAUUUUUAUUGUUGUUAUUAUUUAUUAUUAAUUGGUUCUAUUUUAUUUGUUAUCUUAUGUAUUUUUAUCUUUUUAAACUGUUCACUCUUUUUACUUAUUUUUUCAGGUUUUUUUGAGCCUAUCUUGUGCUUUUAGUGUUAGUUUUAACUCUAUAAAUAAAGUUUUUGAUUUGAUUAGUUUAGCUGUGAAGAUGGCCUUUUUAAAUGAGUGUGUGUAGUUUCCAGAGACUUUGCAGACAACCUACAGUGGGAACUUGAGGAGUUUUUUGCACCUCUGUAUUUGCUCCAGUUCUUAAGACCUGAGGUUGCCACUUAUUUCCAGCAAACUUUCUGCAAAUCUAAAAAAAGGCGAAGACAUGGACCAUGAGGAUUUUAAGAACAGAAUGAUUGAUUUCACAUCUUUAACCAGUUAAUUUCUAACUUAACUUUUCUGUACUCAAAAUGACAUGUCCCCAUAAGGAUAGAUCUUUUCUUUUAGGUAGUAUGUUGUUUUCUGAAUGAGCGGUAAAAGAGAAUCAAAGAGUGAACUAGGUCAAGGUGCAAGAGCUCAGUUGGGAUGAUGCUGGGCCCCUGACUUGUCAACAGGACAUCAGACCCCUGUCACCUCUUACUUAGUCCAGGUCAGCUGAAGUGAACCGCAGGUUUCAGGUCAGAGAGGUCAAGGGGAAAGAAUGUCUCACAGUCAGCUGUUUAUUCACACUCAACUGGCGCUGCAAGAUGAAGCUUAUUUCUUUAACUCCCGAACUGUGUACUGCUUACUUUGUCCUGUUUUUCUCUUUUUGACCUAUUAUUCAUCUUGUUCUCUCUGCAGGUUUUGGAGCCAAUCCCUUUCCCGAGUCCAUCUGCAGACAGCUCCAACAGGAAGUGUCUGUCCCCCAGUGGAGAGGACAAAACGACCCACCGUCUUCUGAUGACGGAACAGAAAGAGAAGCAGCAGUCACAAGGAGACAACUGUCACGUUCAGUAGAUCAUGUACAACCACAAAAACACACUUUCACUUUUGCACUUGUGAUUUAUUUGUAGAAACACCCAUGAACACUCGACAGUCCACCUCUGAAAAAAGACACAUUUUAUCUUUAUCUUUAUCUCACAUUUAAAACUUUCUCCAUAGGAUGCACUUUUCCUUUCUUUCCUCUUUGUGUUUGUAUGUUUGUCUCUUGUUUUUAUUUCCUUAAAAGUCUCUUUCCUCCAGGACUGCAAAAGACAAAACUACUCUAAACAUUUUAUUCUUUGGCUUCUUGCAUCAAAAAACAAAUCACUCACAGAAGUAAGAAGCUGAGGCAGGGAACUGGCUUACUUUGUCAAAGUCACAUUUUUUUCCGAGCUUUAUUUUUUACUGAGGACUCGUGAUUCUACCUUAUUUCUCCUUUUCUGUUGCUCUGUUCCUGAUGUCAAAAACUUUGUACAUACUAGAUUGAAUAUACAGCUUUUUUUCUCCAUCCGUUUGCUCUGUAACAUAUCACCUAUUUGCUCAAGGCAGCUAAGACUUUUGUAGACUUUUAUCUGAAACUUUUUUCUUUGUUAUUUCAUUUAAAGAAAACAAGCAUGAUGACAAAGCUUUUUAGUUUGUUUUUUUCCCCUCUCACUAAACUUAUCAACAAACGCUGAAGCAGGUUUGCAUUUUAUUGUUUGUUUUUUAUGUAGCUCCAUGUGAUCAUCAUUGUAAAUAUUUUUGAUAACACCCCUUAAGUUCAUAAUUUCUGUUUUUACUUCAUUUUUUACUAAACAUUUCUAACCGUGUCGUAA
Messenger RNA from Xyrichtys novacula (pearly razorfish), 23154 nucleotides. NCBI's taxonomy places the organism in Eukaryota, Metazoa, Chordata, Actinopteri, Labriformes, Labridae. The record is from the annotation of a GenBank genome assembly.